UGUAUAAAUAUGCUUUUAUUACGAAAAGUAAACAUUUUUUGCAGUUGCAGAAUUCAUUUAAAUUUAAAAUGAUAUAAACAGUUUUAUCUAAAGAGGCGAUUUGAAUAAAAUAUCUAACUUAAUCUAUUUGACUGUCAUAACAAAAAAGAACCAUGGACUUUACAGCUAAAUACAAGAUAAACUUUUCAUAUUGCAUAGCUGCCUCAGUAAAUUUGAUGUCAAUGCUAGCAGGUGUAGGAUAUGCCUGGUCAUCCCCUUGUAUUCCAAAGCUUGCCGGCCAAGUUGGUCCCGAAUUUAAUCCGCUUCCAAAACCUGCGAACUUACAGGAAAUAUCUUGGAUAACAGCUCUUCACUGUAUGGGUGCAAUUUUUGGACCAUUGUUGACAGGCUGUAUAGCAUAUAAAAUAGGAAAAAAGAAAACGUUAAUACUAUUUGCCAUUCCUCAAAUGGUAUCUCAUAUCAUACUAAUAUUUGCUAACAAAGUUGUCCAUUUUUAUGUCGCAAGAUUUUUGCUUGGUAUGGGAACAGGUUGCGUAUUUUCUCUAGUCCCAGUAUAUGUAGCAGAAAUAUCAGAAGCUUCACACAGAGGACGAACGAGUAUGUUUCUUCCGUUAAUGCUAACUUUAACGCAAGAUUUAAUGUUUGUGAUAGGUCCAUAUGUUACUAUAAGAACCCUAGCUUUAUGGUCAUUAUUGCCAUCUAUCCUAUUUUUCAUAAGUUUUGGCAUAUUCAUGCCAGAAAGUCCUUACGACUGUGUUAAACGAAACAAAAUAUCAAAAGCUCAACAUUCGUUAAUGUUUUCUAGGCAAACCAGUAAUGUACAGGAUGAGUUACAAAAUAUCAUUAAUUAUAUAGACGAGGAUAAGAAAAAAAGUAGAAUAAAUGAAUUAUGUAAGUCAAGGGCUGUCGGAAAGAGUUUUCUAGUUGCAUUUAUGUUAAUGUUUUUUCAACAGUUUAAUGGCAGUAAUGCUAUAUUUGCUUAUCAACAAACUAUUUUUUCAGCUUCUGAGUCGACCAUUCCAGCUGAUAAAUCAGUAAUGUUAGUGGGCGCUUUUCAAAUACUAGUACAACUAUUUGUUUCAAAACUAGUUGAUAGUUGGGGAAGGAAAAACCUCUUGAUUGUUUCAUACGUUUGCCAACUUAUUUCACUGGUCAGUCUUGGAAUAUAUUUUUGUCUGCAAAGACAUAAUUUCAACAUAGAAUGUUUGUUUUGGCUGCCCAUAACAAGUGUUAUGUUGUUUAUGUUAAGUUUCAAGAUGGGUGCAGGUCCAGUAUCUUGGAUAAUUGCCGGAGAAAUUUUCCCAACAAACUUCAAGUUUGUUCUAAGUCCUUUGAUUGCUUUUUGUAUGACUUUUAUGAGUUUUCUGGUAACUUUUGUGUUUCCAAAAUUUUCGGUUUAUAUUGGUUAUGAAUACUCAUUUUGGAUAUUUGGUGUUGUUGUUGCAACUGCUAUUCCUUAUAUUUAUCUAAUGGUGCCAGAAACAUCAGGUAAAUCGCUGAAGGAAAUUGAAAGCAUUUUCCAAGAUGAAGUAACUACUUCAAUAGAAAAUCAACCAUACCAAAAAGUGAAGUCUUAGCUGUCAAAAGGUAUAUCUACACAUAGCAAAAUAGUAAAUUCAUUAUUCAUCGAAAUCAUAUUUUUUUAUCUUUAAAAGUUUUGUUUACUUUUAUUCAGUAAUAGUCCAGUCGGGUUAGACGAAUAACAGGCCUAACCUUGCAUUAUGAACUGCCCCAAAUUUUAUUUUUCUUAUCUUUAGGGGGGACAAUAGUAGUGCAAAAUUAAAAUCUCGACUGAAUUUCGUCGUUGCAUUAGCCGCCACCUUGAUUUUAAACGAGAAUCAUUUUUGCUCAAUAUUUCCGCCAUUUUCAACUUUUCGACAAAAAGUAUAGGAACUAAAAUUGUUUAGAGUAUGAUUUUAUAUAAUUUUUAUUAUCAGAAUUUUUUCGUGCGGUUGAUAUUUUCCGAGUUAUGGUUGAAAAUAGUGACAGUUAGAUCAUAAUUAUUGAAUUAUCUCGUUUAUUAUUAGCGCUACCACAAAAAUGUACCUAUACAAAAAUAGAGAAAAUUUAAUUCUACACCAUUUUGAUAUCCUUACUUUUUUUGCUAAAAUUAAUAUUUAAUGUAGUACCUACGUAUGCGGUAAUGGCGUGAGCGUAAAGCCUGAUUGAUUUUAUAGCAAUUAUUGUUUUUGUUCAAUAUCUACGCCAUUUUCAAGUAAUAUUGUUCAAAGUAUGAUUUCCUAAAAUUUCUUUUUAACAAUUUUUUUCAUGCGGUUGACAUUUUCUGAGUUAAGUGGGAAAAUAGUAAAAAGUGGCGGGGAGCGUAAUUAUUGAAUUGAAUCUUGAUUCCAAGCUGCCCCAAAUUUUAUAAUUCUAUCCUUUAGGGAAGAUAAAUAGUAGUGUAAAUUUAAAAUCUCGACUGAAUUCCGCGGUUGCAUUAGCCGCCAUAUCGAUUUUAAAGGAGAACCGUUGUUUCUCAUUAUCUCCGCCAUUUUCAACUUCCGAUAAAAAGAUAGUAACUACAAUUGUUGGAGAUGCAAUUUACUACAAUUUUUUUUACACAAUUUUUUUAUGUGAUCAAUAUUUUCCGAGUAAAGGGGGAAAAUAGUGGAAGCGGAGGGGAAGCAUAAUUAUUGAAUUGUCUCAUUUAAUAUUAACUUUACGACAUAAUUGUACGUAAACAAAAAUUAAGAGAAUUAUAUUUUAUAUAAUUUUUGAAACUUCCAAUGAACACCAACCAAACUAAGUACAUAAAAGACAUAAACAAUCACUUAUAUUAUGCAUUAAAUUCACUUAAUUUUAUUAUAUAUUGCAGGUUUUAUUGGUUGAAUUUGUCUGUCGAUAUUUGAAGUUCCAUGUCAGCUAACAUAUUUUUAGUAUUCAACCAUUUUUUUUUUAAUUUUGUACCCUGUUGGGGGCAAUUUCCCCAUCCGCAGAAAAAAAUCUCUCUGGUUCUGGUUCUCUCGAAAAAUUGUAGUAAAUCGUAAUUGCAACAAUUUCAGUCCUUACAGUUUUUGCCGAAAAGUUUAAAAUGGCGGAGAUAUUGAACAAAAACAAUUGCUAUAAAAUUAAUCAGGUCUUACGCUCGCAUCAUUACCUCAUACGUACUACCUAAAUAAUAUUGAUUUGAUCAAAAAAAUUAAAGAGAUCAAAAUUAUACAAAAUUUAAGUCUCUUCAGUUUUGUAUAGGUACAUAUUUGGUUGUAAAACUAAUAAUAAACGAAAUAAUAAAAGUUGAAAAUGGCGGCGAUAUUGAGCAAAAACGGUUCUCGUUUAAAAUCAAGAUUGAGUCCAAGAUUGAGUCAAGAUUGAAUUUAAAAUCAAGAUUAAAAUCCAAGGUUACUAAUGCAACCGUGGAAUUCAGUCGAGAUUUUAAAUUUACACUACCAUUGACUCCCCCUAAAGAUUAGAAAAAUAAAAUUUGGAGCAGCUCGUAAUGCAAGGUCAAAUGCUAUGCCGAAUGGGCUAUAAAUGAUACUUAGUAAUCAGUCAAUGAUUGCAGUUUAAGAGCCAGUUUAAGAAUUAUCUAAUCUACCAGGUUGAUGUAGGAAGAAAAUUAGAAAACCGUCUUGUUUAGCAUCUUUUCUUCUAUAAUUCUGCUGGUAGAUAGUAUGACGUUUUCUCUUACAGCCUUAUGAGAUCAUAAGAUUACUCAGGAAAGAAAUUACCAAAUUGUGGCACUUGGUAUAUCAAUGAAGUAGCCUUAAAUAAUAAUUAUAAAUAUAUUAUAUAUAUUUUUGUAGCAUACAAUAGGUAUUAUAGUUUUAUAUUUUAUAUUUAAUUUAUUAAAUGUUAUUUAAAACCA
Diabrotica virgifera virgifera (western corn rootworm) is the source of this 3805-nucleotide messenger RNA. Its product is annotated as facilitated trehalose transporter Tret1-2 homolog. Gene Ontology annotation, cellular component: membrane. Gene Ontology annotation, molecular function: transmembrane transporter activity. Gene Ontology annotation, biological process: transmembrane transport. The transcript has 3 exons. Bases 153 to 1577 code for a protein of 474 amino acids. NCBI's taxonomy places the organism in Eukaryota, Metazoa, Arthropoda, Insecta, Coleoptera, Chrysomelidae. The record is from RefSeq and is a predicted model, not a curated record.